UUUGUAUUAGAGAAGAAGGAUCACAACAUGUGUGACAGACAAAGAAAAAAUGUGCCUCAUUUGGGGACUCUCAGAUCCGCGCGGCUCUUAAUCUUUGUUGUCCUCUCCUCUCUUUCGAGCUUUGCAGUAUUCCCUGCUGCUACUGCUGCUGCUUCUUUUUCUUCAUCCAACACAGAUUUCCAAACACUCCUUUGCCUCAAGCUCCACCUCUCAAACGCCACCAACCUCCUAGGCUCAUGGAAGCAGAACGAUUCCCUCAGUUUCUGCCGCUGGCCCGGUGUUACUUGCAGCAAGACGAACACAACUCGUGUCGUUGCGCUGGACCUCGAGUCAUAUGGCCUUAGUGGCCAAAUACCACCCUGCAUCGUCAACCUCACUCUCCUGACAAGGAUCCACUUGCCGGAUAAUCAACUCAGUGGUCAGAUUCCACCAGAACUUGGGCAGCUGAGUAAGUUGAGCUACCUUAACCUCAGCUCUAACAGCUUUACCGGUUCCAUCCCAAACACUAUGUCUUCCACAUAUCUUCAGGUGAUUGAUCUCAGGAGCAACAAGCUCAGUGGAAGCAUCCCAGAAGAGCUAGGGAUGCUCCGCAAUCUUUCGGUUUUAUAUCUUGCUCGCAACAGUUUGACGGGCAGCAUUCCCCUUUCACUUGGAAGCAGCCCAGCCCUUGUUUCUGUAGUCCUCGCCAACAAUACCCUCACAGGGCCUAUUCCCUCCGCCCUUGCUAACAGUUCCUCGCUGCAAGUAUUGAACUUGGUAAAAAACAACCUCGGUGGAGGUAUUCCUCCAGCCCUGUUCAACAGCACAUCACUUCGAAGAUUAAACCUCGGGUGGAAUAAUUUUACUGGGUCCAUACCAGAUGUUUCAAAUCUCAACUCACCUUUGCAAUAUCUUACAUUAUCGGUGAAUGGUCUUGCAGGUAACAUACCUUCGUCUUUGGGGAAUUUUUCUUCCCUUCGUUCGCUCUUGCUUGCAGCUAAUCAUUUACAGGGCAGCAUCCCAGUAAGUAUAAGCAAAAUACCAAACUUGCAAGUCCUUGAUAUAUCAUACAACAAUUUCCGAGGGACUGUUGAACCCUCCCUAUACAACAUUUCUUCACUCAUGUACCUUAGUAUAGGCGUCAACUAUUUCACUGGUGCCCUUCCAUUUGACAUCGGGUACACCCUUCCAAGCAUCCAAACGUUGAUUUUGCAGCAAAAUAACUUUGGAGGAAAAAUCCCUCCUUCUUUGGCCAAUGCAACUGAUCUUGAGUCAAUUAACCUAGGGGCUAACGCAUUCCAUGGUAUUAUCCCUUCUUUUGGGCCCCUUUAUAAGUUAAACGAACUUAUUUUGGCAACUAAUCAGCUGGAAGCUGGAGAUUGGUCUUUCCUCUCCUCAUUGGAAAAUUGCACGCAGUUGGAGGUUUUGUCACUGGCAACAAACGUAAUGCAAGGGAAUUUGCCGGGUUCAGUUGGUAGUCUUGCAAACACCCUAAAUGCUUUGUGGCUGCACGCAAAUAAAAUAUCUGGUACCAUACCACCAGAGAUAGGGAACCUCACAAACCUGAUGCGGCUUAGAUUGGAGCAGAAUUAUUUUGCCGGAAAUCUCCCUGGCACAAUUGGAAAUCUUGCAAACUUGACUUCCCUAAGUUUAUCACAGAACAAUCUUUCUGGACAAAUUCCGCUUUCAAUAGGCAAACUCGGCCAACUGAACAAGCUCUUUUUGCAAGAUAAUAAUUUCAGUGGAGCCAUUCCUAGAUCACUAGGCGAUUGCAAAAAAUUAAUAACUCUCAACCUUUCAUGUAACACCUUGAACGGGAGCAUACCAAAAGAGCUCUUUUCUCUUAACUCCUUAACAGAAGGUUUCGAUUUGUCCCACAAUCAGCUGUCUGGACAAAUUCCACAGGAUAUUGGUGGCUUGAUCAAUAUUGGCCUACUAAAUUUUUCCAACAACCAUCUUUCUGGGCAAAUUCCAGUUAGUCUGGGUGCGUGUGUCCGCUUAGAGUCCCUUCACCUGGAGGGUAACUUUCUUGAUGGCAGAAUUCCUGAGUCAUUCAUCAAUUUGGGAGGUGUUGCUGAGAUUGACCUCUCUCGAAAUAACUUGAGUGGACAAAUUCCAAACUUUUUUCAAUCCUUCAAUUCUUUGAAGCUUCUGAACUUGUCCUUCAACAGCCUUGAGGGUCAAAUGCCAGAAGGAGGGAUAUUUCAAAAUUCUAGUGAGGUACUUGUCCAAGGAAACAGUAUGUUAUGCUCUCGUUCCCCUAAGUUUCAACUGCCACUUUGCGUGGCAUCAUCCAGACACCAGCGCUCUUCUUCACGCAAUCUAAUGAUAACUGUGAUUAGUGUGGCCCUUGCUUUGGUCUUUGUGGCAUGUGUUGUAUUUAUUCUCUUGAAAAAAAGAAAGAGAUAUAAACGGUCAGAUCAUCCAUCAUUCAAUGAGAUGAAGAACUUCUCCUAUGCUGAUUUAGUCAAAGCGACAAACAGUUUCUCUUCAGACAACUUGGUUGGCUCAGGGGCAUAUGGAUCAGUAUAUAAGGGUGUACUUGAGUCUGAAGCACGUGAAAUUGUUGCUAUCAAAGUUUUCAAACUUGAUGAACUUGGAGCCCCAAAAAGCUUUGUUGCUGAGUGUGAGGCUUUUAGAAACACUCGUCAUCGUAAUCUCCUAAGGGUUAUUUCUGCAUGCUCAACGUGGGACAAUAAAGGGAAUGAUUUCAAAGCUCUUAUAAUCGAAUAUAUGGCCAAUGGCACCCUAGAGAGCUGGAUUUAUUCGGAAAUGAGAAGACCGUUGAGUUUGGGCUCCAGAGUAACAAUAGCGGUGGACAUCGCUGCUGCAUUGGAUUAUUUACAUAACCGUUGCGUGCCCCCAAUUGUCCAUUGUGAUUUGAAGCCUAGCAAUGUGCUUCUAGAUGAUAUCAUGGGAGCCCGUGUCAGCGACUUUGGGUUAGCUAAGUUCCUUCAAAUUCACGAUUCCUCAAGUAUUACUAGUUCAAGCUUAGCAGGACCAAGAGGAUCAAUUGGAUACAUUGCACCAGAGUAUGGAACUGGGAGCAAGAUCUCAAAAGAAGGCGAUGUAUACAGCUAUGGAAUUAUCAUUCUAGAAAUGCUCACCGGGAAACGCCCAACAGAUGAGUUAUUUAAUAAUGGUUUGAGCCUUCAGAAAUUUGUCGGAAAUGCAUUUCCCGAAAAGAUAUGUGAGAUACUUGAUCCUAAGAUCAUCCCAAAUUUCGGAUCUGAAGGCGUGGACACUAACCUAGACCAUGAAAAGCAUGUAACAAUGGGAAUUCUUAACUGCAUCAUGCAGCUUGUUAAGCUUGGCCUCGCAUGCUCCAUGCAGACACCAAAGGAUCGACCAACAAUAUUAGACGUUUAUGCUGAAGUCUCCACAAUAAAACGGACAAUCUCAGCACUAAUAUGUGUUGAGGAAUAGUCAACUGGUUUUGUUUGCAUGUUACGGGUGUAAUAUAAUCUAUGAUUAUUUUGCUCAAGUGACUGAAGGAAUCUUCCUGCGAAGCCGUUUUGUUUUAGUUCUUCAAAAUUUAUGCUGUGGUUCUGAAUUUUCAAGGAUUAGGUCUACUGGUGUUGUCACUGGCGCUCUAAUAAUUAUGGUACAGAAACGCAGAAAUGAAGAUGAAAUCAUAUCACGGUACGGUAGGCAGAAAGUGUAACUUCAAAUAUGACAUGUAUAUAUGUCCGGUUCUGAAUUUUCAAGGAUUAGAUCUA
This is a messenger RNA of Setaria italica (foxtail millet), 3698 nucleotides long. RefSeq names its product probable LRR receptor-like serine/threonine-protein kinase At3g47570. The record is from RefSeq and is a predicted model, not a curated record. Gene Ontology annotation, biological process: protein phosphorylation. NCBI's taxonomy places the organism in Eukaryota, Viridiplantae, Streptophyta, Magnoliopsida, Poales, Poaceae. The transcript has 2 exons. Gene Ontology annotation, molecular function: ATP binding; protein binding; protein kinase activity. The coding region runs from base 28 to 3405 and encodes 1125 amino acids.